UAUAAUGGGAAAAUUUUGGACAACACUUGGCUCUCGGACGAUGCACAGUUAGCAUUACACUUUAACAAACCCCCUCAUAAAUUAACUGAAUGUGGAAUAGAAUUAGAAGUCUCAGAACAAGGAUUUGCCACAACAAUAAAAUCGACAAGACCUAAAAGAAGCUUAAACACUGAAAAACUGGGUAUAGUAACUUCGCCUGAAAUGGCUGCUGAACUACGUAUCUUGACACACAACUAGCCGAAACACUAACAUUUGCCUUUACUCACUCACUUAAAGCACUCUGCGACCAUUUAGAAGAAGUAAAAAGAUGGGCACUAGCCUCGCUUAUUUCUAAUCCCACUGAACUUGCAAGAAUAAUAUUUGGAAAUAAUUAUUUAAUUGCAAAACGUGAAGGCUCCUCUUUAUUGAGAAUUUGGCCAUGUAUUGCACUAAAAGAAGAAGAAUUUAAUUUUAUUCCAACUAACUUAGAAGAAUGUUUUGAACUCAUUCCCAUUCAACUAACUACUGAAAAUCAAACACAUUUGGCGUUCUUAGACCCAACGACAAUGAUAGUUCAACCAACAUCAAAGAAAGCACCAUGUGCACAAUUUAAAAAUAUAAUUUUAGAACUAAAUCAUGAAACUUUAGAAAUUAAUCAACUAACUGGGGAAGUAAAAACGGUCCAUCCAAGAUUAAUUAAAAAGAAUGAAUUAAGGGCAUUUGACAUACCAGAAAUUAAGGCCCACUCAUUUCAUCAACUAGUCUUAGUAAACCUAACAGACAUUAACACGCACACUUACAUGACUAAUUUUGCCAAACUUAGUGAACUCUCAUACAGAAUUGAAAAUAAAGACAUGAUUAUAACUAAAACACUGUCAGAACAGUGGAAAGAAGCAAGCAUGAAUUUAACAAAAGAAGUAUUAGGUGAUUAUACUUGGGCUUGGAAAGCCGACUACUAAUUGGGAAGAAUGUACUUA
Molecule: messenger RNA, 956 nt
Organism: Meloidogyne enterolobii
Lineage: Eukaryota; Metazoa; Nematoda; Chromadorea; Rhabditida; Meloidogynidae
Source: the annotation of a GenBank genome assembly